This is a messenger RNA of Boeremia exigua, 474 nucleotides long. Its product is annotated as thioredoxin-like protein. Lineage: Eukaryota; Fungi; Ascomycota; Dothideomycetes; Pleosporales; Didymellaceae. The transcript is spliced from 3 exons. The record is from RefSeq and is a predicted model, not a curated record. Bases 1 to 474 code for a protein of 157 amino acids.
AUGUUCACCCCAUCGACGUCACGGUUUGCUAGAACACUGCUUACCUCUGCACGUCUGCAAACAGCUUCAAUCAACCCCACAUCCACCGCAAACCUAUACCGACCUCUUCUCACACAAAAGUUCUUCUCCAACACAGCCAGAAUGUCUGACACCGGUGUGCACAACCUUCAAACCAAGACCGCCUUCGAUGAGGCGCUCGGUGACAAGUCCAGCCUGAUGGUCCUGGACUGCUUCGCUACCUGGUGCGGUCCUUGCAAGGUCAUCGCGCCCCAGGUCGUCAAGUUCUCCAGCACAUACGCCAACGCGCGCUUCUACAAGCUCGACGUCGACGAGGUCCCUGACGUUGCACAAGAACUCGGCAUCCGUGCCAUGCCCACCUUCCUUCUCUUCAAGAAUGGUGAGAAGGUCGCUGAGGUCGUUGGUGCCAACCCCAAGGCUCUCGAGGCCGCCAUCAAGUCCAACAUCGACGCAUAA